Molecule: messenger RNA, 2236 nt
Organism: Psammomys obesus (fat sand rat)
Lineage: Eukaryota; Metazoa; Chordata; Mammalia; Rodentia; Muridae
Gene: Runx1
Product: RUNX family transcription factor 1
Exons: 6
Coding region: 594-1949 (451 amino acids)
Biological process (GO): neuron differentiation; regulation of cell differentiation; regulation of transcription by RNA polymerase II
Cellular component (GO): nucleus
Molecular function (GO): DNA-binding transcription factor activity, RNA polymerase II-specific; ATP binding; RNA polymerase II cis-regulatory region sequence-specific DNA binding
Source: RefSeq, a predicted model, not a curated record
UUGCGGCUCUCGCUUUUGAGAAAUCAAGUGAGGGUUUUUUUAUUUUGUUUUGUUUUGUUUCAUGAUAAGAGGGGCGCCCUGUAUGGAAGACACUCCUAAGUUUUGUAUUUUGUUGAGACUUUAAACAAAAUUGACCUGCAAGAAAGAAAAACAAACUGACAGGCAAUUCACUGCUGGAACUUCCAAAUCUAGUUUUUUGCGGGUCAUUUUGUUGUUGUUCUGCGCAUAAAUAUUUUAGGUCGUGUACGGGAAUUUUGCCUCCGGGACCAUUUGUAAUAGCCAAAGACUGAACUUCAACUCUCAACGCGAGGCUCCUUUGGGCAUAUUUGACUUUGGAUUCUGGUUGCUCACUUUCUGAUGCACUAAGCGGCGAGUUGCUAGCCCUGCUCGGGUGUGAGGCCACCCGCCUAACGAGGGCUCAGUCGGGACUGUUGGUAACUUAGGCUCCCUCCUCCUCCCACCGCCCUCCGGUAGCAAUAAAGGCUCCUGAACUUGUAUGUUGGUCUCCCGCGAGCUGCUGGCCGAAGAUCCGAGCCCGCGUCGCCGUGUAGUGGGAGCUGUUUUCAGGGUCCUUACUCAGUCGGCUUGUUGUGAUGCGUAUCCCCGUAGAUGCCAGCACAAGCCGCCGCUUCACGCCGCCUUCCACCGCGCUGAGCCCCGGCAAGAUGAGCGAGGCACUGCCGCUGGGCGCCCCGGACGCCGGCGCCGCCCUGGCCAGCAAGCUGAGGAGCGGCGACCGCAGCAUGGUGGAGGUACUCGCCGACCACCCCGGCGAGCUGGUGCGCACCGACAGCCCCAACUUCCUCUGCUCCGUGCUGCCUACCCACUGGCGCUGCAACAAGACCCUGCCCAUCGCCUUCAAGGUGGUAGCGCUGGGGGAUGUUCCGGACGGCACUCUGGUCACCGUCAUGGCAGGCAAUGACGAGAACUACUCAGCAGAGCUGAGGAAUGCCACCGCAGCCAUGAAGAACCAAGUGGCAAGAUUCAACGACCUCAGGUUUGUCGGUCGGAGUGGUAGAGGCAAAAGCUUCACUCUGACCAUCACCGUCUUUACAAACCCCCCACAAGUGGCCACCUACCACAGAGCCAUCAAAAUCACAGUGGACGGCCCCCGGGAACCCCGAAGACAUCGGCAGAAACUAGAUGAUCAGACCAAGCCCGGGAGUUUGUCCUUUUCCGAGCGGCUCAGUGAACUGGAGCAGCUGCGGCGCACGGCCAUGAGGGUCAGCCCGCACCACCCAGCCCCCACGCCCAACCCUCGGGCCUCCUUGAACCACUCCACUGCCUUUAACCCUCAGCCUCAGAGUCAGAUGCAGGAUGCGAGGCAGAUCCAGCCGUCCCCACCGUGGUCCUAUGAGCAGUCUUACCAGUACCUGGGAUCUAUCACCCCCUCUUCCGUGCACCCCGCAACACCCAUUUCACCCGGACGUGCCAGCGGCAUGACAAGCCUCUCUGCAGAACUUUCCAGUCGACUUUCAACGGCCCCGGACCUGACAGCCUUCGGCGACCCGCGCCAGUUCCCCGCGCUGCCGUCCAUCUCCGACCCGCGCAUGCACUACCCCGGCGCCUUCACCUACUCGCCGCCCGUCACGUCGGGCAUCGGCAUCGGCAUGUCGGCCAUGAGCUCGGCCUCCCGCUACCACACCUACCUGCCGCCGCCCUACCCCGGCUCCUCGCAGGCGCAGGCCGGGCCCUUCCAGACCGGCUCGCCCUCCUACCACCUGUACUACGGCGCGUCGGCCGGCUCCUACCAGUUCUCCAUGGUGGGCGGCGAGCGCUCGCCCCCGCGCAUCCUGCCACCCUGCACCAACGCGUCCACGGGCGCCGCGCUGCUCAACCCCAGCCUCCCCAGCCAGAGCGACGUGGCGGACACCGAGGGCAGCCACAGCAACUCGCCCACCAACAUGCCGCCCGCGCGCCUGGAGGAGGCCGUGUGGCGGCCCUACUGAGCGCCGCCGUCGAGGGACUGAGCCGGCCCCCCGCCGCCGUCCAAGCACAGACCCGCCAGGAGGGCCCUCGGAGGCCAGCAGGAAGAUGCCGGAGGGAAACUGUGAAUGCUUCUGAUUUAGCAAUGCUGUGAAUAAAAGAAAGAUUUUAUACCCUUGACUUCACUUUUUAACCACGUUGUUUAUUCCAAAGAGUGUGGAAUUUUUUUUUCUUUUUUUCUUUCUUUUUGGCUCAGGGGCGGGGAAGACGCAGCUCAUCCUGUUCGGCAUCUAUUUCUCAUUUAGGAGUU